Messenger RNA from Adelges cooleyi (spruce gall adelgid), 1147 nucleotides. RefSeq names its product pyrimidodiazepine synthase-like. The coding region runs from base 192 to 908 and encodes 238 amino acids. Gene Ontology annotation, cellular component: cytoplasm. Gene Ontology annotation, molecular function: glutathione transferase activity; glutathione dehydrogenase (ascorbate) activity. NCBI's taxonomy places the organism in Eukaryota, Metazoa, Arthropoda, Insecta, Hemiptera, Adelgidae. The record is from RefSeq and is a predicted model, not a curated record. Gene Ontology annotation, biological process: glutathione metabolic process. The transcript has 6 exons.
UAUAAUCAAAUGUUAGGUUUAUCGAAAGUUUCCCACUCGUGAAAUUUUGUCCGCUAUUUAAUUUCACAGUGUCACUAUUAAAAUAUACAUAUUUAGUAGUUAUAUUAUUAUUUUAAAUCUAUUUUACAAAACAAGUAAUAAUUAAGUGCUUUUUGUCCCGUAUUUACACUGUGGCUUCAACAGUAAUACAAAUGGCCAAACACUUAGCAAAAGAUUCUGUCGAACCACAAUUAGUACCGGGCAAACUAAGGUUCUAUAGCAUGCGAUACUGUCCGUACGCUCAGAGAGUUCAGUUAGUGUUAAAUGCCAAAAAAAUACCGCAUGAUCCUGUUUUUAUUAAUCUUUCGGACAAGCCAGAAUGGUAUUUAAACAUUUUUCCUGCUGGUAAAGUUCCUGCUUUGAUAUACGAUGGAAAGUUUUUAUCCGAAAGUCUGCAUUUAGCCGAUUUUCUUGACGAGCAGUAUCCAGAACCGCCACUGUGGAAAAACGGCCCACUGCAGAAGAUUUUAGACAAAAUAUUUAUCGAAUCUUUUGGAAAGGUUACUUCAGCUUUCUAUAAGCUUAUGAUGACAACACCUGAGUUGGAAAAAAGUAAUUUUAAUGAACUAGUUGAGAGUUUAAAACCAGUUGAAGAUGAAUUAGCACAAAGAGAUUCCAAAUAUUUUGGAGGUAGUAGCCCUCAAAUGAUUGAUUACAUGAUAUGGCCUUGGUUUGAGCGUUUUGAUUCAAUCGAGCCUGUCUCCAAGGGAUUAUUUAUUUUUCCGUUAGAUAAAUUUCCAAAAUUGGAAAAAUGGAAAAAUGCUAUGGUCGCAGAAGAAGCAGUGGCUGCUUAUCAUUUACCUCCGGACAAGCACGCUCAACAUUUUAUUUACAGGAAAUCUGGUUUACCUGCAGCAUUUAACUUUUAACGCAGUCAUUUACGCUUCUUACAAUUAGUUACCUCAACAAAAUAUAUUGGUAUUUUGAAUAUUCACUAAAUUCUAUACAAUUUUUUUUAGUGAUAUAACACAAUAUGGUUUUUAUUAAAAUCUACAUAUUUGUAUACCACAUUUAAAUGGAGUUCUAUUUUAUUAUUAUUUUUUUUUAUUUUAUACAUUUUUGUAAACAAUUAGCUCGCAGGAAUAAAUACAGUAUUUUUUGUCUUAUA